CGUUCGCGUUCGUAGCGGACAGCCUGUUCUUUUCGAGGGAGUACGCCAUCGUAGGUGCACGUAUAUUUCGGAUCAGGCUGUCGACAAUUGGACAACAUCCAAGAUGGUGAACUUUACGGUAGACGAGAUCCGUGCCAUGAUGGACAAGAAAAAGAACAUCAGAAACAUGUCCGUCAUCGCGCACGUAGAUCAUGGAAAAUCGACACUGACCGACUCCCUUGUUUCCAAGGCUGGCAUUAUCGCCGGCGCAAAAGCUGGCGAGACCCGUUUUACUGAUACGCGCAAAGAUGAGCAGGAGCGUUGUAUCACCAUCAAAUCUACUGCAAUUUCCAUGUUCUUUGAACUUGAAGAGAAAGAUUUAGUCUUUAUCACAAAUCCCGAUCAACGUGACAAGGAGGAGAAGGGCUUUUUAAUUAAUCUUAUCGAUUCACCUGGACAUGUAGAUUUUUCAAGCGAGGUCACAGCUGCCCUCCGUGUUACCGAUGGAGCUCUCGUUGUCGUUGAUUGUGUAUCCGGUGUGUGCGUACAAACUGAAACUGUACUGCGUCAGGCGAUCGCUGAGCGUAUCAAGCCUGUUUUAUUCAUGAACAAAAUGGAUCGCGCACUGUUGGAACUUCAGCUCGAUAGUGAGGAUCUUUAUCAGACUUUCCAGCGUAUUGUUGAAAACGUUAACGUCAUUAUUGCGACAUAUUCUGACGAUGACGGUCCCAUGGGUGAAGUUAGAGUAGACCCCAGCAAGGGCUCCGUAGGUUUUGGUUCCGGUCUCCACGGCUGGGCUUUCACCUUAAAACAGUUCUCCGAAAUGUAUGCCGAGAAGUUUAAGAUCGACGUGGUCAAGCUUAUGAACAGACUGUGGGGCGAGUCUUUCUUUAACCCUAAAACCAAGAAAUGGAGCAAACAAAAGGAGACAGAUAACAAACGAUCUUUCUGCAUGUACGUCUUAGAUCCAAUUUAUAAGGUAUUUGAUAGUAUUAUGAAUUAUAAGAAGGAGGAAGCAGACAAUCUUCUGCAAAAAUUGGGCAUUGUACUGAAGCCCGAAGAUAAAGACAAGGAUGGAAAAGCCUUGUUAAAGGUUGUUAUGAGAACAUGGUUACCCGCCGGAGAGGCUUUACUUCAAAUGAUUGCCAUUCACUUGCCGUCUCCUGUAACCGCUCAAAAAUACCGGAUGGAAAUGCUGUACGAGGGACCUCUCGACGAUGAAGCUGCCAUUGGAAUCAAGAAUUGCGACCCGAAUGGACCUCUCAUGAUGUACGUUUCCAAAAUGGUACCCACAUCAGACAAAGGACGAUUUUAUGCUUUCGGCCGAGUAUUUUCGGGCAAGGUGUGCACCGGCAUGAAAGCUCGCAUAAUGGGGCCCAAUUUCCAACCGGGCAAAAAAGAAGAUUUAUAUGAGAAGGCAAUCCAACGUACUAUUCUCAUGAUGGGUCGUUAUGUUGAAGCAAUCGAAGAUGUACCAUCUGGCAAUAUUUGCGGUCUUGUCGGUGUCGAUCAAUUUUUGGUGAAGACCGGUACGAUCACGACAUUUAAAGAUGCGCAUAACAUGAAAGUUAUGAAAUUCUCUGUGUCGCCCGUCGUGCGUGUCGCGGUCGAACCGAAAAAUCCUGCCGAUUUGCCGAAAUUGGUUGAAGGACUCAAACGUUUGGCGAAAUCCGAUCCUAUGGUGCAGUGCAUCAUUGAAGAAUCCGGCGAGCACAUUAUCGCCGGUGCUGGAGAAUUACAUCUUGAAAUUUGCUUAAAGGAUCUGGAAGAGGAUCACGCGUGCAUCCCGAUCAAGAAAUCUGAUCCUGUUGUGUCAUACAGAGAAACAAUCUCUGAACAGUCGAAUCAGAUGUGUCUGUCGAAAUCUCCGAACAAACACAAUCGUCUGUUCAUGAUGGCUUGCCCGAUGCCCGAUGGACUCGCUGAAGAUAUUGACAGUGGCGAAGUUAAUCCACGAGAUGACUUCAAGGUGCGCGCGCGUUACUUGAACGAGAAAUACGAUUACGACGUGACGGAAGCUAGGAAAAUCUGGUGCUUCGGACCCGACGGCAGCGGACCCAAUAUACUGGUUGACUGCACCAAAGGAGUACAGUACCUUAACGAAAUCAAGGACUCCGUGGUAGCUGGAUUCCAAUGGGCCACGAAAGAGGGUGUUCUUUCGGAGGAGAAUUUGAGAGGUGUACGUUUCAACAUUCACGACGUGACGUUACACGCCGACGCAAUCCACAGAGGUGGUGGUCAAAUUAUCCCUACUACAAGACGUUGCCUUUAUGCCUGUCUUCUCACUGCCUCACCCCGUUUAAUGGAACCCGUUUACUUGUGUGAAAUUCAGUGCCCGGAGGUAGCAGUCGGUGGAAUUUACGGCGUGUUGAACCGUAGGAGAGGUCACGUAUUCGAGGAACAACAGGUGGCGGGUACUCCCAUGUUCGUAGUUAAGGCUUACCUUCCCGUAAACGAAUCUUUCGGCUUUACCGCUGAUUUGCGUUCCAACACCGGCGGUCAGGCUUUCCCACAGUGCGUGUUCGAUCACUGGCAGAUCCUGCCGGGUGAUCCGAUGGAGACCAGCUCUCGACCUUACCAAGUCGUGCAGGAUACGCGUAAGAGGAAGGGAUUGAAGGAGGGUCUCCCAGAUUUGAAUGCAUACCUUGAUAAAUUGUAACCUCAAAUUCGCACUUCAUAUUUAAAUACUUAUUUCAAUAUCAUAAUUCGAUUAAUAUCGCUGGAGAUGUUGUACACAAUUACAACAGCGGUUUACUAUGACCGUUGUUUCGCGCCUUUCCAGCGAUAUUAGCUAAAUUAAAAUAUUUAAAUAGCUAUCUAUUCGACCGGUUCCCAAAACAAUUAUUAAUAUUAAAAAGGAAAAAUCAUCACAACAAUGUACUCACAUUACAAAAAAAUAUCAAGAAAUUAAAGGUUACAGUUAAAUAGUA
Linepithema humile (Argentine ant) is the source of this 2909-nucleotide messenger RNA. RefSeq names its product eukaryotic translation elongation factor 2 (gene eEF2). Gene Ontology annotation, cellular component: cytosol; ribonucleoprotein complex. The record is from RefSeq and is a predicted model, not a curated record. NCBI's taxonomy places the organism in Eukaryota, Metazoa, Arthropoda, Insecta, Hymenoptera, Formicidae. Gene Ontology annotation, molecular function: GTPase activity; ribosome binding; GTP binding. Gene Ontology annotation, biological process: translational elongation.